GGGUUACGGUUAGGGGUUCUCAGAGGGGUAAAGCCCAGGAAGGAUGAUGUGGCCCAAUUUUUUCCUCCAGCAGGAGGAGCAGCGCAUGGCUGGCUUGCGGGGCCGGGUGGGCGGCAAGCGGCGCCCGGCCCUCACCGACGCCCAGGAGGGCAAGAUCAAGCUGGCCUUCUUCGUGGCCAUUGUGGGGGUGACGCUGACCGUGCUGGCCGUGGGCACUGAGUGCUGGGUGGAGCUCAACACCUACAAGCAGAACCACAGCACCAUGUGCGAGGCCGCCCACUACGGCCUCUGGAAGUUCUGCUACAAGAAGCUCUGGGUGGAGGACGUGGAGGCGGAGAGGGCGACCUGCGGCCCGGCGGAGCUGCCCGGAGAAGCCAACUGCUCCUACUUCAAGUUCUUCAGCACGGGGGAGAACGCCCACAUCUUCCAGAGAACGACAAAAAAAGAACUGAACAUCACGGCGGCCGUGAUCUCUCUUCUGAGCAUCACCCUGAUGGUGAUGGGCUCGCUGUGCAUCACCAUGGCGCUGAGCAAAGGGGUGGAGUUCCUGCUCAAACCCGCCUCCUGCUUCUUCAUGAUCUCCGGGGUCCUGGUGCUGCUCAGCCUGGAGGUUUUCCGCCACUCCGUGCGGUGGCUCAUCAGCAGCGACCGGCGCGUGCCGCUGGAGUACGAGUACUCGUGGUCCGCGGGCUGCGCGGUGGCCGCCGGCGCCGCGCUGAUCUUCGGCGGCGGCUGCUUCCUGCUCCUCGCCCUGCCCGGCCGGCCCCAGGAGCCCGGCCACUGCGGCGUCCCGAGCGCCGCCACCAGCAGCGCCUGAGG
Messenger RNA from Dermochelys coriacea (leatherback sea turtle), 819 nucleotides. RefSeq names its product calcium voltage-gated channel auxiliary subunit gamma 6 (gene CACNG6). Gene Ontology annotation, molecular function: calcium channel regulator activity. The transcript is spliced from 4 exons. The record is from RefSeq and is a predicted model, not a curated record. The coding region runs from base 44 to 817 and encodes 257 amino acids. Gene Ontology annotation, biological process: regulation of calcium ion transmembrane transport via high voltage-gated calcium channel; calcium ion transport. NCBI's taxonomy places the organism in Eukaryota, Metazoa, Chordata, Testudines, Dermochelyidae. Gene Ontology annotation, cellular component: membrane; L-type voltage-gated calcium channel complex.